AUGGCGCAACAUCUCUUGGUCGCGGCGAAUAGGUACGGCAUGGAGAGGCUAAAGUUGAUGUGCGAGGACAAGCUGUGCAAGUACAUUGAUGUUGGCACGGUGGCAGCAAUACUGACGCUAGUCGAGCAGCACCAUUGCCACAGGCUAAACAAGGCGUGCUUUGAGUUUCUUAGCUCUGCCGUGAAUCUGAGGGCGGUCACGGCAAGUGAUGGCUUCAAGCUUCUGACUAGUAGCUGCCCCUCUAUUAUGGAGGAGUUCAUUGUCAUGCUUGGCAAUCUAGUUCCGUAA
Messenger RNA from Miscanthus lutarioriparius, 288 nucleotides. Lineage: Eukaryota; Viridiplantae; Streptophyta; Magnoliopsida; Poales; Poaceae. The record is from the annotation of a GenBank genome assembly.